Messenger RNA from Gongylonema pulchrum, 390 nucleotides. NCBI's taxonomy places the organism in Eukaryota, Metazoa, Nematoda, Chromadorea, Rhabditida, Gongylonematidae. The record is from the annotation of a GenBank genome assembly.
AUGACACUCGAUGUUUGCGCAUCGAUAUUAUCUAGCUCAGCGUCACCAUCGUCGUCAUUUGAAGCGGAUAAUCUCUGGCACUUCACACGAAUGCGAAGUGGCAAAGCAGAGCCGGAGAAUGAGUCUCCAGUGAAUUCACCCCACAUUCACGCAUUCGGCUCACCAGCUCAAGAUGAAUGCGAUGAAUUAGCAAUACCAUUUGGUUUAAAUGAGCCAACUGUAUGUUAUGGCUGUGGCUAUCCAAUCAAGGAGAAGUAUAUGAAGAAGGUGGAUGAUAAAUGCUGGCAUGAGGACUGUCUUGUGUGCUCUAAUUGCCGUAUUCUCUUAAACGGUUCAAAUUGCUACUCUCGCAAUGGGCAUCUGUACUGUAAGCAGGAUUACAACCAGUAA